Messenger RNA from Etheostoma cragini (Arkansas darter), 2201 nucleotides. It is a transcript of the gene mpped1, whose product is annotated as metallophosphoesterase domain containing 1. The transcript has 7 exons. NCBI's taxonomy places the organism in Eukaryota, Metazoa, Chordata, Actinopteri, Perciformes, Percidae. The record is from RefSeq and is a predicted model, not a curated record. Gene Ontology annotation, molecular function: hydrolase activity. Bases 371 to 1306 code for a protein of 311 amino acids.
GAGAGAGAGAGAGAGAGAGAGAGAGAGAGAGAGAGAGAGAGAGAGAGAGAGAGAGACGAAUUUCUCCAGUGGUGCACCACGGGGAAGUCAGCGCAUUCAACCUGCCCAGCGCGUCUCUCUGAGCGCACACACCGUCCUCUCUCCACAUCCAUCCCCGAGCAGCCUCACUGCAGAGGACCACGGAGAGCCGGUGCGGAGGAGCUGUGGAGAAGAAGAAGAGGAGGAGGGAGGAGGUGAUCGCUGUGAGGGUUUGAGCCUGUCAGCAGCCUCUCCUCAGGCCUGGACUAUCUAAAAACAACAAGCAGCUAACUUUCCCAACGCGACAUCUGUUGCUGGUCCUGCCGCUCCGAUCCGCUCCAGUCCCAGUGUCAUGGCCUUUACCCUGUCAGAGAUCAUGGCAGCGAGACGGCAGCAAUCGCAAGCUCAGGCGCAAGCCCAGCGAGGCAACAGGACAGCGGUGGAGGUAGACGAAUAUAGCACCAACCCCACUCAGGCCUUCACCUUCUACAACAUCAACCAGGGACGCUUCCAGCCACCACACGUCCACAUGGUGGACCCGAUGCCCCACGACACGCCCAAGCCGCCGGGCUACACCCGCUUUGUGUGCAUCUCGGACACUCACUCCCGCACCGACAGUAUCCAAAUGCCGUACGGAGAUGUGUUCAUCCACGCCGGAGACUUCACCGAGCUGGGACUGCCCUCUGAGGUCAAGAAGUUCAACGACUGGCUAGGUACCCUGCCCUACGACAUCAAGAUAGUAAUUGCCGGAAACCACGAGUUGACCUUUGACCAGGAGUUUAUGGCUGAUCUGAUCAAGCAGGACUUCUACUACUUCCCCUCUGCCUCCAAGUUGAAGCCAGAGAAUUACGAGAAUGUCCAGUCGUUGCUCACUAACUGCAUCUACCUGCAGGAUUCCGAGGUCACUGUGCGGGGCUUCAGGAUCUACGGCGCCCCUUGGCAGCCCUGGUACUACGGCUGGGGCUUCAACCUCCCGCGGGGUCAGGCUCUGCUGGACAAGUGGAACCAGAUCCCCGACAACACAGACAUCCUGGUCACACACUGCCCCCCACUGGGUUUCCUGGACUGGGUCCCGAAAAAGAUGCAGCGUGUGGGGUGCAUGGAGCUGCUCAACACAGUCCAGAGGAGAGUCCAACCCAAAUUACAUGUGUUCGGACACAUUCAUGAAGGUUACGGCAUGAUGACUGACGGCACCACGACGUUCGUCAACGCCUCAGCCUGCACUGUCAACUUCCUGCCCAUGAAUGCACCCAUCGUCUUCGACCUUCCAAACCCCCGGGCCACAUGACUAAAGCGGGAUUGCCCAAAAACACCUGCCGCCAACCAGGAGAUCUAGGUGAGGUUGGUUGACCAGAGCGGAGCAGGUUUCUGUAAAUAUUAUGAGGCAGCUGUGUGUUUAACACCACACAUACAGCAUGGUACAUGCCUGGAGACGGACAGGACUAAGUGAGGAACGCUUCCUCAUGCUAUUAAUGUUAUUUUCUCUGCCAUCAUUUCGUCAUCUCAACACUGAGUCUAAAAGCAGAUGGACAAGCGGAGAGACGCUUUUCAUGCGGACAUAUGAACAUUUCUUUGUCCUCUUUUACUGCACUGACAAUCUGAUGGGGGUCUCAGAGAGACAGGAGGCACCCAGACGUCCCUGUUGGCCUUUUUCACUUCCUUUAUAUGAACUGUAAAUCAUAAAGUGAAACCACCCAACACCUUGUCUACGUGACAGUUUUGGAUAAACCUUGACUCGACAGCAACGUAACAUUUGCCCAGAGGAUUUGUCACAGAACUUCUUCUCUCUUUCCACUUUUUAAACAUUACUUUCCUCAUUUCUUCCCACUUCUUUUCUGCCACUCUUAUCUUCCUCCUGUUAUGCUCCCCUCCUCUGGCCCGGAGCAUGAUGUGGUGUGUGUUUUUGCCAGUGUGUAUGUGUAUAUGUGAUCAAAUUGAGUGUGUGAGGGCAGCAAGAGGUCUCCGCCAGUGCCAGUGUGAGCGUCAGGGUAUCAAACAUUACACUGCUCCCCUGGGCCCCACUGCAGCCCCAAUAAGCCUCUGAACCGUCCAGGAGGAUGCAGAGGAAACCACAAGCAGCACUUUCCCUUUUUGGUCCUCUCCUCUCCUCUCCUCCUUCCAUGUAGCUCAAGUAUUCUUUUCUCCUCUUUUCUCCACUGCAAAAAGAUUUUAAAACAAGAUAA